Rotaria socialis is the source of this 498-nucleotide messenger RNA. NCBI's taxonomy places the organism in Eukaryota, Metazoa, Rotifera, Eurotatoria, Philodinida, Philodinidae. The record is from the annotation of a GenBank genome assembly.
AUGAACAAAAAAUCCGAUAUUUUCUUAAAUAUAUCUUAUGAAAAGCAUCAAUCAACUUCUUUUGGUUCAUCACCAAGUGCUAGUACAGCUAUGAAAGAUGAAAAAAUUGCUUUGACUGUACCACCAAAGUCAAUAGAUGGAAGUUCUCGAUUAGCUGCCCGUCGAACAACGUAUAAUUUACAAAUGAAUAAUCUUAUGCGACUGAACCGUCUAAAAGUUGAUCGACGUUUUGCUUUAGAAACAAUAUUCUUGGCCACUGAAUAUUUACUUAGGUGGACAUCAUAUGCUGUUGUGGUUUUAUUUUAUUUAUUCAACGUGAAAUUUAUUGACCAACAAUCAGUAUUAAUGACAAUAUGUGCAUUUAUUGCCAAAAUUCCAAUGAUUUUAAAUCCAUUUAUUUAUUUAGCAACAAUAAAAACUAAUCAGUUCAAAUCAAUGUUGUAUUGCAGCAAAUGUUCACGUUCUUAUUGUCAAAUGAGAAGUAUUUUGGGUUCAUAA